CCUUAUGAGGUGGAAUUCUGUGCAGUUUAAUUUUUCUACGUCUUGCUGCAACACCAUAGAAGGCUUGAAAUUUUGACUUAGUUUUCGGACAUCAAUGGAACAAAAUGUGACCUAAAUCUAGACCUAUGGCACCAGUCUAUUGUCUCUCCAGUUCUAUAUACAUAUUGUCAUUGGAUAUCCAACCUGCCGUUUUAUCUUGUUCACGUAGGCUUUGCCAGUAUGACGAUCGUAGAACGUGGGCGCAUGAUCUGGCCAUGUCCAUCUGGAUGUGAGGACGCCCAGCGUUUGGUAACCGCAACAGACACGGGAGACCCCAACCCACUCCUGAUAGCAGCAGUGCGGGGCGGAAUCUGGUCACGUCUAGUGGAACACACGGCAUUCCGGUCGCUGGAUUUAGCGGAGCUCUUGGCGAAGGAAGAGGACAUCAGUGUCGACCAGGCCACUAUGCUGACGACACUCCUCCACACGACGCUGUUUGAUCACUAUGAUAUCCUUCAGACCGUCAGGUUUGCAGGAAAGUCGCCCCUCACGUGCAUUUUACGCGAGCUUAGGAUGAUCAAGGGGCGUGUCUUAUUGUAAGAGGAGUACUGUCUUUUACCUUCGCCAAGAAAGUUAGCACUUUUAGAUGUAAUGUCCAAGCAGACGUUGGGAGGGGAUACCAAGAUACCAAGUUUUGAAAUCAGUGUUUGUUCCUCAGCUCUGGCACACCACUUAGCAUUCAUUUUAUAUAGCCAUACAAUUUGUACAUUUAGAAAAAUCAGUACUUUUCAAUCUAUGAAAACUGGAGGUUUAGCACUGAGAUGUGUAUAGUGCAAUGGUGUAAUGUUUUAUACAUUGUAUUCUGUAAAUAACGAUAUUUUGUCUGUACAUAACAUGGGGUUCUAUUAAUUGAAAACUAUGGUAGCCAGUUGACUCUUAUCUAUAAAACUGUGAAAAGGCAUCUAUUGACUAGGGGCCAAAUGUGGAUUAAAUGACAGUAAAAUGUAUAAUAAUUGCAGACGAUACUGCCCAGCCACCACAUUAAAGUGUUCCUUGUGAAUCUGUGUAUCUCUGUCGCUUAUUUCUUUGACUCAGCUUCGGUAUCAGCACGCACUGGGGUAAAGGUUAGAGUGCUUGGCCCAGAACGUAGAGGUCAUGGAUUCAAAUCCUGACAUGCCACCGAUGUUGUACCCUUCGGAAAGGCACUUUCCUCACUCAACUCAGAUGUAAAAAUGGGUACCUGAAUUCGAGUGGGGAGGUAGAAAGCGAGGAUCAGGGCUCCGCCUUCCAAUACCGUGCCAUAUACUAUAGACACGUUGUAUAACAAACCACUGCCUCUACGGCCUUAAAAAGGUUUUGGGACCUUUGUUCUUUAUUUACGGAUUGCGGCAUUCAAAUAAGUGAAUUAGUUUUAGCUGAGCUUCUUCCAAUCAUUAUGUUGCUUUAAUGUAGACUUUUUACCUAAUGUGAAAUCUCAAUGAUUUUACAUGACACAGUUAUGACUCUUUUACUGCUUAUAUAGUGUAUUGCAUGCUUAAGCCCCCUUCACAUGAGAGCACGAAUGAGCCGGAAUGCCGUCAGAAUGGAAAAUUGUUUUCUAUUCCUGGCAAUUCCUGGCAAUUCGUACUGUAUUCUAAACAUU
Molecule: messenger RNA, 1621 nt
Organism: Branchiostoma floridae (Florida lancelet)
Lineage: Eukaryota; Metazoa; Chordata; Leptocardii; Amphioxiformes; Branchiostomatidae
Exons: 2
Coding region: 220-579 (119 amino acids)
Source: RefSeq, a predicted model, not a curated record